AUGGAGGCCGAGCCAGCGCCAGACCUCUCCAUGAUGCUGCUGCGAGAACUGCUGGCGCCAUCAUGUCUGGACCCCGAGCCGCUCCCCGGACCCCCCGCCCAACAGGGCCAUGCUGACCCAACUGGUCAGCGAGGAGGCAGCCUGGGGCCUCCUGAGAUUUCCGCAGCCCCUCCAGCCCCACCUCGGAGGAGGCCCCGGAAGCAGUCAAACCCGCACCAGGGCGCCGAGAAAGUGGACCCUCGGUUCGCGGGAGUGACGCUGAGGUUUCAGAUAAAGCCGGAUUCCAGCCUUCAGAUCAUCCACAGCUACAGCCUGGCCAGCAGCAGCCGCUCUCAGGCUCCCCCUACAGGCCCUGAGGCCAACCCAGGAGGCAGUGAGGCCCUGGGGCCCAGGCGCUGUGCUUCUUGUAGGACCCAGAGAACCCCACUCUGGAGAGAUGCCGAAGACGGGACACCUCUCUGCAAUGCCUGUGGUAUCAGGUACAAGAAGUAUGGCACCCGGUGCUCCAGCUGCUGGCUGGUGCCCAGGAAGAAUGUGCAGCCCAAGAAGUUAUGUGGCAGAUGUGGGAUGUUCCUGGGCCCCAACCAAAGCCCAUCCCAGGAAGGGGACCCCAGGCAGAAGAUCCAGGCCUCAGGCCCUAGAGCCCCUGUCUCAGAGGUUCACUGGCCUCUUCCUUGGCCCCUGCUUGGCUGAGCUCCCCCUCAGGAAGUGUUCGCAGUAGGAACUCGUGCUGUUUGUGAAUAGAAUGGACAAUAAAGAGCAGAACUCCUCAGAGAAGCAGUGCUGUGACUUUGGGGAUCCCACUUCGUGUGCCCUCACCUGCCACUCUCCCAGUCCCAGAAUGUGGGUUUGUGAGGGACACACACAUAAUCAUAUAUGUAAAGGCACCAGCCCCCCAUAGAGGAUUAGCCACAUGCAUCACAACGUCCACACAGGGAAACAGCACCACACACGAGAACGACACAGACAAAAGAUAGACACACACAAGGCACAUGCAUCAACACACUCACAAGACACACAUAUAGAGACAAACUACACAUGAGAUUGAAAGAUACAUGGGUUGACAGACACAUGUCCAGAUACACGAUAGACACAUAUGUCCAUAGACACACAACAGAUACACACAUACAGUACAGACACAUGUCAACAGCAACACAAACACACAGAUGACACAUUGGUACACAGUGAUACAGACACAGUGGGCCCUUUACCUGUCAGCUCCACUCCUGCCUGCAGAAUGUCACCUGUGGCAUCCUUACAGGCACCAGUCCCUGCUGUGUCCCCCUCCCCCUCUUUCAAGAUCGCUCUAACCCCUCCAAGAGGUGUCCCCAGUCUGAAGCCAAAAGCCAUGUGGGAA
Molecule: messenger RNA, 1357 nt
Organism: Myotis lucifugus (little brown bat)
Lineage: Eukaryota; Metazoa; Chordata; Mammalia; Chiroptera; Vespertilionidae
Gene: ZGLP1
Product: zinc finger, GATA-like protein 1
Exons: 6
Coding region: 1-693 (230 amino acids)
Biological process (GO): regulation of transcription by RNA polymerase II; oocyte development; spermatogenesis
Cellular component (GO): nucleus
Molecular function (GO): sequence-specific DNA binding; zinc ion binding
Source: RefSeq, a predicted model, not a curated record